Australozyma saopauloensis is the source of this 1287-nucleotide messenger RNA. RefSeq lists its product as uncharacterized. Gene Ontology annotation, molecular function: D-serine ammonia-lyase activity. Bases 1 to 1287 code for a protein of 428 amino acids. Gene Ontology annotation, biological process: D-serine catabolic process. Lineage: Eukaryota; Fungi; Ascomycota; Pichiomycetes; Serinales; Metschnikowiaceae. The transcript has a single exon. The record is from RefSeq and is a predicted model, not a curated record.
AUGUGUCCAACCAAAGAAAUUUUACCCAACCAAUUCUUCUCUGCCCCCUCGAAAGAGGAAUUGAAGAAAACGUACGUCGGCAAACAUGUGGCGGAAUUGCCCACUCCUUCUUUGUUGAUUGAUCGCCCGGUUUUUGCAGCCAAUUGCCUGAGAAUGCUUGAAAAUGCCGCAAAGUUGAAAGUAGACUUUCGUUGUCAUAUCAAGACACACAAAACUGUCGAGGGCACUUUGCUCGAAUUGGGAUAUGGUUUGGAUGGAAAUCCUCACAACGCUACCUCGAAGAUAGUCGUAUCUACGUUGGCCGAAGCUUGGGCUACACUUCCUCUCAUCCAGGACAAGAAAAUCGAUAAUGUUUUGUACGGAUUACCCGUUGCCAAACUGAGAUUGGGUGAGCUUUACGAAUUUUCCAAAGUGGUGCCAACUUUGAUAGUCAUGACCGAUUCCGUCGAGCAGAUUGAUGCAAUGGUGGAAUUUAGUAGACUGCAAUCGAUUAAAUGGAACAUUUUUAUCAAAGUCGAUGUGGGAACUGCAAGAGCUGGUCGCGUGUAUGAUAGCUCUGAGUUGAAACUGCUUAUUGAGCACGCUCUUAGCGCUGAUGUCAGGGAGCACAUCAGUAUUUAUGGAUUGUACGGACAUUGUGGUCAUUCAUACAAGGCACGCGACAAGGCUGCCGCACAAGAGUGCUUUGUGGAAGAGGUAAAGAAGACUAGCUAUGCUUUGAAAGUGAUCCGCGAAAUAGAUCUGAAACUCCGUCCUGUCGUCUCCGUCGGUGCCACUCCAACUGCGCAUUUUGCCAGUGAGAUUGACUCCACUCAAACUCUUCAAUCGAUUCUUGGUGAAGACUCUUGUGAAAAUCUCGAGUUGCACGCGGGAAACUAUGCUUGUUGUGACUUGCAACAAGUUGGCACUGGGUUGGUUGCUGAGGAAAAUACUUCUCUUUUUGUUUUGGCUGAAAUUUUGUCUUCAUACCCUCAAAGAAACAAUUUCGUUCCUGGUGAACAGCUUAUCAAUGCCGGAUGCAUUGCUCUCGGAAGAGAGCCAGGACCCUUUCCGGGCUUUGGAAAAAUCGUGGAUCCUCUAAAGUAUGGCCAGUGGAUUGUCAAAUCGGUCAGUCAAGAGCACGGGAUUUUGUCUCCAGAGCAAGAGGAUUGCAGUUUCAUCCCCUAUGGAACGAAAGUCAAGAUCUUGCCCCAGCACGCAUGUAUCACAGCUGCGGCUCAUGGAUGGUACUUUGCUGUAGAAAAUGAUAUUGUUGUUGAUAUUUGGGUUCCCACAAAAUUCUGGUAG